CGUGUGUGUGUUUGCAGCAUGCCAGUUUGUGUGGCCUGUGGGUGCAGUCUUGAAUACAAAAGGACAUCUUCACAGGUUCAACGUCAGCACGUACUUGUGUUUGCGCAGGAUUCUCAUUUUUCUGGGAACUGCCAGCUGCAGGUAUGAGGGCCUGCUUGGUAUUCACUUGCUUACUGGCAGCAACCUUUGCCCUUUCUGUCAAAAGCAAACCUCAUGGAAAACAUCAUGGAUCGCACAAGACUUCACACACCACCAAAGAAAAGGAUGUUAUCACUGAGGAGGCCAACGACCUGCAGGUUUUGCCCACUUUAGUCAUGUCGGAGGCCGGCAGCAGCCAAGAGCAGGCAGAUGAGGAACUGAGCUCUGAGGAUAACACAAAUGCCAAGAAGGAGGAUGAAGUAGUGACAGGAAAGAGAGAUAAAAGCACCGCAGUCCUCUUGAGCGAGGAACAACUGGUAGAUCUGUUGAAGAAGGAGGCACAAGAUGAGGAAGAAGCAGAGGAGAGAGAGUUGGAUGAGAAAGAAAAAGCUGGCCAGGCCAGCUUGGAAACAGAGGAAGAGUUAAAAAAUGAGGAAGAAGUGAGGGAUGAUGAUGUGGAAGAUAAGGUAGAGGAGGAGAUUGAGAAGAUUCCUUUUGAGGAAAAGCCCGAUGUCACGAUGGGUGACAAGGAAGAGACGGUAGCAUUCCUGGAGGAAACAGAGAGCAGCACAGAAUCAGAGCUACCGACCGAUCUUGAUUAUGCUGCUGACAGUGGAAUUAUCCAACCUCUACAAAUUGUAUCAAGUGAGGUCAAACCCCACUCUGAUGACACCAUUUCAGGAAAGGAUGAUUCAGAUUUUAAAAAGAAGGAAACCAGUGAGAACGAGCUGCACACUUCUGAUGACUACCACCACCAAGGCAUGCAAGCCACUGAGGCGAGAUACAGCGAAGACGGGCCUGCUCAGCUGAAAACAAGAUCUCAAGGAAUGGGCAUCAAUAAGAAAGAUUCUGAAACUCAAGAGGUAAAGAGCAACGGGGGGCUUGAGUCAGACUCCACUUCAUCCAGAAAGAAUGAAGAGGAGAGCAAGAAUGACAGUGGAAUCAACAGCAAGGGAAAGACAAGGAAGCAGAAGAAAAACCAAAGGCAAAGGAAGCACUCGCCACAGAGGGAUGAAAGACAUCCCGGGCAACAACAGAGGCAGGAUUUACAAGAGUCUGAGGACAGUAGCAUUGAAAAUACAGCCCAAAAGGCUAAGAGGAGAAGAGCAGGAAAAUGGGGUCCUUUAGUAGGUGUCAAUCCAGUGCAGAUAAGAGCUACAGUGGAUCUGUAUCCUGGUUCCUCUUUUAGUGGGAGCACCGAUCUACCGGAAAAUCCUGCUGAUCCAUGUGAUAAUUUCCGUUGCAAGCGUGGAAAAACGUGCAAGCUUGAUGCAGACGGUAAACCAGGUUGUGUGUGUCAAGAGCCGUCAGAAUGUCCAACCAGCAUAAAUGAAUAUGACCAUGUUUGUGGGACAGACAACAGAACAUACGAUACUUCAUGCGAGCUCUUUGCCACCAAAUGCAAGCUGGAGGGCACUAAGACGGGCCACAAGUUUCAUUUGGACUACACAGGCCCAUGCAAAUUGAUACCUCCAUGUUUGGACACAGAGCUGAUCCAGUUUCCUCUACGAAUGAGGGAUUGGCUGAAAAAUGUGCUGCUGCAGCUCUAUGAGCAUGAUUCUGUGUCCCCUGGCUACCUCACCCCGAAACAGCGUUUCAGAGUGAAGAAAAUAUUUGAGAAUGAGAGGCGCCUUCAUGCCGGCGAUCAUUCUGUUGAACUGCUCGCCCUGGACUUCGAGAAGAACUAUAACAUGUACAUCUAUCCUGUUCACUGGCAGUUUGCUCAACUGGACCAACACCCUUCUGACAGGAUGUUGACCCACUCGGAGCUGGCCCCGCUGAGGGUUCCUCUGGUGCCGAUGGAGCACUGCACCUCUCGCUUCUUCCAGGAGUGUGAUGCUGACAAAGACAAACAAGUGUCCUUUAAAGAGUGGACCUCCUGUUUUGGGAUCAGAAAUGAUGAUAUGGAUCCCAACCUUCUUUUCUGAGAUGGAUCUUGCAUGUCAUCUCCCACGCAAGCUCCAGGAAGCUGCUCUCUGAACCAUCUGGCUCUUGAUAUUUUAUCGAAAUAUUAAAAAAUGGAAAGAAACAACAAAAAACAGAGGCACAGAUCAAAAAUACAAAUUUUACCUCCUGCUAUCAGACACACUGUUGGUUAUCGUAGCUGAUAUCUUGAAUUAGAUGAAGCUUCAGAAUUUCACUUUGUCAUCUGCUAUUUCUGUUAUACUGGUAAAUGUAUUCAUUACAAAACAGAAGUGUUAUCUUUAGCCAGUUUAUUCCAGAAUCUGUUUUCUAAUGCAUUCCAGACUGAGGGAAAGUUUACUUUGACCUUUACGUUGAAACAGCGUUGCAGAGUAUGCGAUGUCAGGUUUAAACAGCCUUUAAUGUGUAUGUUUGUGUGAUUUAGUGCAGAAUUACUCUAUAAAUGAUGAAGGAUUAGUUUAAGUUCAAACCUUUGUGUUAUACUGUUAUUAUAAAUCAGUAAUUGUACUGCUUAAUAUGGUAGUAAAUGCUAAAAAUGUCUUCUGAUAUCGUGCUUUAUCAUAUCUCUGAUUAAAGUUUAGUGGAAAGCAAAGCACUUGACACCAUCAUUAUAAA
This is a messenger RNA of Cololabis saira (Pacific saury), 2676 nucleotides long. It is a transcript of the gene sparcl1, whose product is annotated as SPARC-like 1. The coding region runs from base 144 to 2066 and encodes 640 amino acids. Lineage: Eukaryota; Metazoa; Chordata; Actinopteri; Beloniformes; Belonidae. Gene Ontology annotation, biological process: anatomical structure development. Gene Ontology annotation, molecular function: protein binding; extracellular matrix binding; collagen binding. The transcript has 11 exons. The record is from RefSeq and is a predicted model, not a curated record.